UGUUAAUGUGCCGAGGGAAGGCAAUACAAGAUUUUAAAGGUCCAGAUUGUCGCUUUGUAAAUUUUAAGAAGGGAGAAGCUGUGUACGUAUAUUACAAACUAAUAGGAAAAUCAACGGAGCUGUGGGCUGGAAGUGUUGGAAGUGAUUUUGGAUAUUUCCCAAAGGAUUUACUUGAAAUAAAUCACAAUUAUUCCAAUGAGGAGCUAGAAUUGCCAACAGAUGAAACAGACUUUGUUUGCUUUGAUGGCGGAAGGGAUGAUUUUGAUAAUUACAAUGUGGAUGAGCUUUUGACGUCAUUGCGAGAGACAAUAGCAAAUGAAGGGGAAACUGAAUCAAGUGAUCCAGGGACAAAACCAGCUGGAGGAGCCGAAAGGGAUGAGGAGAUUGAACAGGUUGAUACAGUGAAGUCCCUUGAUGAUUUGGAGAUGGACAAUCUUGAGCUAAGCACAGGAGAAGACAAAGAAGCCCUCGCCAUGACAGAGGAAGUAGGCAGUUCUCUUACAGAAGGAACUGAAAAUACUGGAGGAGACUCCAGUGUCAAUAGUCACGAAGAAAACUCUCAGGGAGAUCAAAUUGCACAUGAGCACUUGAAAGGGAUGCUACAUGGGAAACUAAAAGGGCUAGAAAGUGAAAAUACCAAAAACACUAGUAUUCCUCAGGGUGAAACCAGCCAACUUGACAAAGAGAAUGAAGAAGUCAAUGCCUACACACUUUUAAACAGAGAGCUCUCUGUGAACUUGAAAACAAAAUUUGGCUCAACUGCUGAUGCUGUUGUAUCAGACGAUGAAGUGACUCGCCUUGUUACAUCGCUGGAAGAUGAUUUUAAUGAAGAUUUGAGCAUUAAUGCUGCUGAUGCAGAGGAGGAGCCAGACUUUGCAGAUCAGUCUGAAGAAAUCCCUUUGCUGUCUUUUAUGUCAGAGGAAGAAAAUACGUCCCCAGCGGAUUUAGAUGAGGAAACUGAUGACCUUGAGUCACAAAAUUACGAACCUGGUGAAGAUGCAAAUGGUGCUACAGAGCUAAACAACCAAAGAGACAAUGAGGAAGAACCAGAUUCAGAUGCAUUCGUUCUUAAGGAUGCCUUCAGUAAGAGCAAGAAGUCGGGUCAAAGUGCAAGUGUGGACAGGUCCGAAUCUAAACAAGCAAAAGAGAAACAGGAUGAGGUGAUGCUCAUCAGUAAAAGAGAAGCACCAGCAACAACUCAGCCUGAGGUUCUCUCCAAAGAACUCCUUAGAAAGGAACCUAUAGGUACAGGUGAUCUGGGUUCAAAAGAAAAAACAAACAAAACUGAAGAGUUUGAAGAGCAGCUCACAGUUGAUGUGAGCAUAUCAGAGUCACGUACUGAAGAGCUGAAGAGUACAGCUGUGCCUGAUUCUCAUGUUUUGCCUAGCCCAGAGGAUGAUCUGGAGUACAAAUCAUUUGUUAAAAGCAAGCAAGAUGCUUUAAAAUCACCUGUUGGUGAUAUCAACGGAAGUCCAGAAAGAGCGCUUCUUGCUCAAACAGAGGAAGAUGAGAAAAAGUUUGAGGCUGACACCUUGGAAGAGCUCUUGGAAAGGGAUUUAAAGGACAAAAGGUUAUGGGAGAAAACAAAGGAGAAAGGAAGAGCUGAGGACAAGCCUUCUGUUGAUGUUCUAGCCAAACCAGUGGAAGACGUAAAAACUGCAUCUGAAGGUGACUUAGGAGAUACUGACCUCUUGAAAGAGAAACUGGAGCAUGGAAUGCCUGCUGUGGAGAAAGAACUUCUAAGACAUGAAGAAGGUUUGAAACAAACAGGGGAGACCAAUCAUGAAAGUCAGAAAACCACCUCUCUUAACACAGAAUCUGAAAUAAAAAGAAGAAACGUGAAAGAAACCCCUGCAGGGGAGGGAGACAUAAGCCAUAGAGGAGCUGUUGAGCAGCCUAGGCCAUGGGAGAAUGAGACUGAGUAUUCAGAGGCAGAUGUGAAAGAAGAGCUUUCCAGAAAUCUUGGCAAGAUGACAGUAUUUGAAGAAAGCACUGAGGAAAGUGCCCCUGAAGAAAUAUCGAAAAGCAUUACACAGAAUACUAAUACAGAGAAUCUUACCCAGCAAGGAACUGCCCAUCCUGAGGAUGCAGAUUCAGAUGGAAAUCUUGGCACAAAUUUAGCUAAAGACAGAACACCAAGACCAGAACUGCAGUCUGAGGAGCCAGAUGCUGAAGACAACCCUGACCUGAAACAAUUAGAGGAAGAGCUGCUGGAAGAUGAGAAUGCUGCAAGUGCAAAGCUGUCGCAAGCAAGGGCUGCAAAUGUACAGGGUCAUGCACUAGAUGUUAGAAGUACCAACUCUGAAUUAGAAGUGCUAAGUGACGCUGUUUUGGGAUCUGCAAAUCCUACUUACGAAACAGGAGAGGAGACAAACUCAUUUCCUAAGGAGGCUAAAAAAACGAUCGGAAUGCAAGAUGCAAGUGAGACUGGGAACAAAGAGGUUGCUGUGCCAGUGAGUGAAGAUGCUGAAUUGGAUGAGAUGGAACAUGUCAUGGAAGAUGACGAAGAGUUUUCUGAAGCUGGGGAAGAACAUAAUUUCCAAUCUCCUGACACAGAAGACGACAAUGACUUUAACCAAAGGAAAGACCAUCUCCCAGAGGGCGUUUCACAGAAAAACUCAAAAGAGGUGCAAAAUUUGGAGCAUACAAGCAAUGACCACCAGCAAUCCGCACGUUUCCCCAGCCUUGCAGACCGCUCAGCAGCCUCAAAUGACACUGUAACAGACUUCAGCGAGUCUGUGAAGCGUCUCACAAUAAUUAGAGAUUUUCUUGAUGAAAAGCGUGUAAUACGUCUACAAAAGUACCUCGGGUUUGAACACGUGGUUAGGAUAGAAGCCAUGUUUCAUGACAUGAAGGUAGAGAUGGAGCUUGCUCAGAAGGCAAGCCAUAAUAACGAAGAUGUAGAAAAAGCCUUGGACCAGAUACUUGAGUUUUCAGAAUCGAGCAUUAUGGAUGUCGUGGGAAAAGUUCUGGAUUCCAGAGUGGCAGAAAAUAAAGAGGAGGUGGUGAAAGAGAUGGAUUUGUAUGAUGAGGAGAGUGCACUGAUGGACGAUAUUCAAGAAUUAAUAUAUUCUUUAAGGAGUAAAUAUUCAUCUGCUAGUGAGAGUGUCCCACUUGCAUCUAUUGCAGAACAGGAAGAUGAUCACCUGCACAUUCAAGAUGGUGCAAAAGAGGAUGAAUAUGACGGAGUUUCCAUCAGAAACCCAAAUGCCAUUGAUGAGAGCAAUCAGGAGUUUCAGCAGCUUGAUGAUAAGAGGCCAGAACAGCCUGUUGACGAGAAGGAGGAGAGGGCUGUUAGUGUUCCACCCGAGCACGAAGAGGCCAACUUCUUGGAUAAUAGAGAAACUGAAGAAGGGUACCGUAGUGAAAGAGGAUCGCUGCUGGAAGAUACUUCCUUUGGGUCAAUUGAUUCAGGACAGAGUGCGAGGGAAGACAUUGCUGCAG
This is a messenger RNA of Tauraco erythrolophus (red-crested turaco), 3444 nucleotides long. The record is from RefSeq and is a predicted model, not a curated record. NCBI's taxonomy places the organism in Eukaryota, Metazoa, Chordata, Aves, Musophagiformes, Musophagidae.